UUUUGAGAAGUUUGACAGUUUUUGAUGCAUUAGUAGGCUACAUGAGAUUUAUUGAUUAAAACGUGCAGAAAAUAGGUGCGUUGAGUGUGUGCCUGUAUUUCAGAAUUCCUUUAACAAAAAUAAAUAAAAUAAAAUCCAAUAAAACUACUGGCGUAAACUUAGACUCCCCCAUCUUUUUUGUGUUUGAUUUUAGAGUUUGCAAGGCUUAAGGUUUUCUAAAUAGGGGCCUUCUAACUUUACUAUUUCAGUUUGACUGCGUUUGAGUUUGCUAGAGUUUUACACUGGCAUAAAAACUAAUGCUGGACUGUUUAAAUGUCCUGUUGUGUAUUUCAGUGUGUAGUGCUGCGGUUGUCGUGCAGCAGGGACGUUAUCAGUGUGGAGCCUCAGUAGCGCAUCUGCUGUCGGACUGCAGCCUCGGAGCGGCGGCGGCGGCGGCAGCGCGCCUGCGCAGUGCAUCCAGGGGCUCGGUGGCAGUCGGUGCUGAAGUGGGGCGGAUGGCAGGAAAAAAAGCAGCGGAGAUGGACUUUACACCGCGGGAUUCCCGUUUGCGAUGCUGUUAAAUAAGCGUCGGAGCAUCGUGUCUUCAUCCCCGUUGCUCUAGGACGCUGACAACCCGACACGAAGCGAUGCCAUACAUUCACUGCCCCUCUUCACGUUCACAUCCAUAAAUGAUCCUUUUACCAAGAUCCAAGGAAGACUAGAGGGCACCGGCGAGAGCAGAAUACAAAGAAGGUGAAGGAAACAAGAGGAGGAAAGUCUUCAACAUCUCAGCUCAGCUUGUUUGUCUCUUUCUGUGCCACUCCGGUCAGGGAUGGUGACACAAGUAUCCUCUCUUCCCCGUGGUGAAAAGAACCCCCUCACCUUGACCUGCAUCUCCAGCAAGCCAAACAAACAGUCCGCUCGCCAAAAAAAGACACUCAGACAGCCCACUCGUCGGUCACUUUGUCAAACAGCUUGCARCAACCUAUUACCUCACGCCAUGACCGCUCUGUCUGACCUGUGUUUAUACACUCAUUAAUUCAUGCCCCACAGCGUGAGUGGAGUGGAGAUGAGAAAAAGGCAGGCGGCUCAUAUCGAGGCCCCACCCCAGGCCCCAGGACAGCCCCGACCUAACACCUGCUGCCUCUGUUGGUGUGGCUGCUGCAAAUGUCUCUGGAAUGAAGACAGGAUUGAGAGAAGUGAACACCAAACCUGCACCAAAAUGGACAGUAUUGAAGCUGCUGAAGAACAACGCCCCAGUUUAGAGGAAGUCCUGUCGUGGGCACGAAGCUUUGAGUUGAUGCUGCGCUCGUUGGAAGGCCGGGAGAUCUUCAGGGAGUUCCUGCGCUCGGAGUAUAGUGAGGACAACCUGCUUUUCUGGUUGGCCUGUGAAGAGCUGAAAAAAGAGGCGAACCCCUCGGUGGUGGAGGAGAAGGCCAGGAUUAUAUAUGAAGAUUAUGUCUCUAUAUUAUCACCCAAAGAGGUGAGCCUGGACUCACGGGUAAGAGAAGGAAUAAAUCAGAGUCUAGCGGAGCCCAGCAACCGGAUGUACGAGGACGCCCAGCUCCAGAUCUACACACUAAUGCACCGAGACUCCUUUCCUCGAUUCCUCAACUCCACCGUUUACAGAGACCUCCUGGCCAACAGGAGGCGCACCUGCCUCGACACCUAAACCUCUCCACCGUUCGUCAUUGCCAACAAGACUACUACUUAAAGUUCAAAUAUGGUGCCAGAAGUCAGGUUUGGGAAAGAAAAAGAAAAUCUCUCUUGCUCUGUUUUGGUUGACAAGACUGAAUAACUUUCAAAAUAGCUGGUUGUUUUGUUCUUUUAUUUAUAUUUUUUAAGCAAUUUAUAUCCAGUUGUCCACUGGAGACAGGUCGGCCUUUACUGGCUGCUUAUUGGUCAGUUUGAGACCAUUAAUGCUGGCCAGUGAUUGUUUCGAAAGCAAUUUUGUGCCGUUGGUUUCAGUUGGUCGACCGACUCGCGUCACUGUUGAAACGGCCAAGCUGACGGCCCGGCGUUGGUUAAUUGUGAAGCAGGACUCCUCAGGCGGUGAGGACAGGAUGAGAGUAAGAAAGGACAAACCCACUGUUCCUGUACUGUACUAUUUAAACCUCAUGCUCUUCACUCUCACUUUACAAAUCUGUCUAUAACACACUCUCACGCUUAUCUGUUGUUUUUCUUUUCCAAGUUGUGUUCCAUUCCUUAACUUUGUUUUGCCUUUUAUAUUUAUUCACUGUUCAGCCAUGACACCCUGUGGUUGGUGGGGAUUGGGGGAAUCUUUGCCUUUUUUCACCAGUAGAAGCAUUAGCUCUGCAUGCAGCUCUCUCUCUCUACUGUAGCUUGACGACAUAAGCCGCGGACUGCAACAGUUUUUGAAUUUUGAGAGGUAUUAAAGCAGGGGAGCUGGAUCUCUGUCUGACCACCAUGUUCAGUGAAGGGAACAAGUACUCCUCUGCCGAUUUGAAGCUUACUGCAGUCAUUUUUUUUAUUGAAGCCAUUUUUAAAGCUGCUGCUGUAGCGGCACAGCACCGACCAUCCGUCUAUCCAAAUGUUCAUCUAUCCGUCCAUUCAUUCGUUCGAGCGCUUUCCUCCGUUAGGAUCCUCUAACCGGGAGAAGUAGGAGCUAGAAUUGUGGUUGGGCAGCUACAUCUGUCUUGUUACUCGUGAACUUUAAAAACAACAACAACAACAAAAAUCUCUUCACGGAGAAAAUUGCGAUGCCUUUAUGUCUGAGAAGAAGGCAGCACAAGAGCUGCUGGAGAUUUUUCUGUGAAGCAACCGCAGUUUUGUUCAACAACUCCUACCUCCCAUCUGCUUCCCCCUACCCUCACCCCCACCUUAACCUCGGAUCACCCCAACCUGACGAGCACAGGUGUACAGUUUGGGCAAUACCACAACUUGAGGAAGAAAAAAAAAAGGAUACCAUAUUGUCUCAAAGAAUUGAGCAUUAUGGAAAGAUGGUUCCACUUGGGGAACAGUAGCAAACGUCCUGGGAACAGWUGUAAUCGAACGGGUUAUUAAAGUCUUUUUUAGUUGUAGACAUCGAAAGUGACGUAACAGUCAGGAGCAGAUUUGUGAACUGYGUGCCAAACAUGAUUUCAAAGAUGCUAUGGGGAGUUAUUUGAUUUGACUUGUCACCAGGCUGCAGAUACUCAGCCAUUUUGGUGGGUGGUAGUCACUCAGUUAGCUACUGCCUGUUCAAGACUUUCUUUCUUUCUUUCUUUCUUUCUUUUUUUUUUUAAAUUUUCUUAUUUUUUAUUUCCAGUGCUGACGAAGAGGGCUGGUGUAAUAAUGCCACCAUUCCAGGCUAGCAAAGACAUUUACAUAGUCAUGCGCUACAUAAGCCUUUUCAACAAAGCCAAAUGGGUUUAAGCAUGCUGUAGACAAGCGAAUAGCAUGCUUGUGCUAGCCAUGCCAAUCUUCCCUUCAACUGCCAGCCCUCACACACACACGGUUUAUUUUUCUAACCCAAACUUUAACAGCAUGCAGUCGUAGUGAACGUGUAUGUGAGAAAUUGCAGUAAUACACUCAACAGAAAAUAAAAAGACGAGUUGAGAGGUUUUUGCCAAAUGUCCCAUUAAUAAUUUUUAGCACAUAAAAGAAUGCUGUUUUUUUUAUGAUGUGAAUAUUUGAACAUGAACUUUGUUCCUGGCCUACGAAUCUGCAGUGGAAAGUGCAUGAGUGCAGUAUAUAUGCUGUUUUUUUUUUUAAUCAACUGAGCCCUUGUGUACAUUUAUUAUGCCAUUUGAUGGCCAGGUUGUUAGUUAGUGCAGUGUUAAAAGUGUCAAUGAAACAGUGCUGCUCUUCACUGAGAAAUGUAGACAUCUAUGUUCCCGCCUUUUUUAACUACCUGAAGUUUAUGUGCCAAGCUUGGUCUGGUUUUAAAUUAUGUUUUUAAAAAAAACAGACAACAGGUUGUUGAUGUGUAAUUGGUUUAGUCUUUUUGUUAUAGAUUACUUCUGGAUUGUUAAGUCAUGUAAAUGAACCGAAAACCAUUUCAGGAUUAACAAAAUGUUGUAAUUUCCACAGUUUAUGGCUAACUGUUAGCACCUGCACGUGUUUCUGGAGGAAUGAAACAAGCCUGUUGUGAUUCAUCAUGUCAAGAGGUUGAACCCAAUAAUUUCUCCACAGUUUUGCCAUGCUAAUUAUUAAGGAAAUAUCAUUUAACCUUUGGCAAUACAGCAUUUAGAGGCAGACUACAUUAAUAUCUACCAGGUAUUUACUGGUACUGCUUGGCUGCUUGAAUGGAGAGCUGUGCUUUUGCAUGCGCCCUGGUAAUCAGAGGCGGAGGAUUGAAAGUGAAGGUCAGUUUUCACAUUUACUCCUUGGAAAGGAUGUGUUCASAGAAAGGAAAAAAAAAAAAGCAUUUUAGAUCCUGCGUUUGGCUUCUCCGGGACUUUUUCACUGUCACUCAUGAAGCUCCCUCACUGGCAAAUCCCUCCUCUGCACAGUAUAGUUAUACCCUUGUGGUCUAUAUAGUAGUAACUAACACAAGAAUGUUUUACCAAGAACCAGAUAAUGAAAAUCAUGGUGCAAUCAAAGUAAGUUUACAUUUAUAAAUUGUGAGAAGUGUAUACCUUAUAUAAUACUUGUAACAGUGGGGAGAUGAACGCCAGCAGGUUUAAGGCCGGCACUCGUCUCCCGAGUUUCAA
Messenger RNA from Austrofundulus limnaeus, 4634 nucleotides. RefSeq names its product regulator of G protein signaling 17 (gene rgs17). The coding region runs from base 1022 to 1651 and encodes 209 amino acids. The record is from RefSeq and is a predicted model, not a curated record. NCBI's taxonomy places the organism in Eukaryota, Metazoa, Chordata, Actinopteri, Cyprinodontiformes, Rivulidae. The transcript is spliced from 6 exons.